Molecule: messenger RNA, 1654 nt
Organism: Acanthoscelides obtectus
Lineage: Eukaryota; Metazoa; Arthropoda; Insecta; Coleoptera; Chrysomelidae
Source: the annotation of a GenBank genome assembly
AGAUGGCAGAACCAAUGAAUUAAUUUGCGUAUGCGUACUUCUUCUCUUAGUUCUCCUUUGUCGGAAAUCAGGGGUAUGAAAGUCAGAUGAAGGAUUUUGCGCCUCGUUUUGGGACAUCUAUUGGGGUUGCACAUCACUAACUGCAUGAUGUUUGCCAAUUCCUUCGGUAGAUGGCGCGAGAAAUUCAGCCGCCAUCUUUUUGUCACGUGAUUUGAUCACGUCACGUUCUGAGCAUCAUCCACGGGAAUCACAGACAUUGUUUUUUCUUGCACAGACAAUUGAAGUUUAUCUCGUAUACGAUGAUUUAGGUGAUUUUUGAACAUUAUUUACAGUAUAAUUUGUGUGCUUUCUAGUAGCUAUAGCAUACUAUUCUGCUAUUUUAAGACUGCCUGCCUAAUUAUUUGAUUUUGAUUACAGAACCAUGCCUAAACCGCAAUAUACUCAAAAGUUUCGAGACGCAUGGUUAAAGGACCCUAGUUUAAAAGAAUGGCUGUUGGUUAUUGACAGCACUUUAGGAAGGGAAGCUAAAUGCAAAUUUUGUAGUAAAAUAAUUACGAGUCAUUACGCCGACCUUAAGAGCCAUGCAUGGGAAAACACAAGGGAGCGACCUUCACGAAAAGACAAGCAGAGAACCAUUGAGGAUCUCCGCAACAGACUGAGAGAGAAUACAUCGACAGUGCGUCGCGUUUCGAACAGCCCGACCUCUGUACGAUCACAUCCUACAAAUGCCCCAAGAGAGCGUCGGGCUUCGAACAGCCCGACCAAUCGACAGGACGCAAGCCGAGCCUCGUACAACUCGGUGAGCGUAGUUAGUCCGGCAUCCCGCACUAGACUAGCUAUCCACAAGGACUCGGGGGAUUCGGACACACUCGUGCUCCAAGAGGAGACAGUUGUUCAAGAUACUGAGGGUGCGGGAGACCAUCUCCCAGAAUGCAUGGAAGGGGCACUAGACAGUGGCGCAGGGCCUAGGGAAAGAAAAUAUGGAACAGCUCCUAGAUCGGCACUGGCUUCCCAUAACUUCCCCACUUUGAACCCUCCAAAGAUUAACUCGGAAGUGAUUCAUAUCCUUUCUCAGGGGUAUGUAAAGAGAGACCAAUCUCAAACUAGGUAUCAAUUGUUGGUGGCAAAAACUACUAGUGCCCUUGGAAAAUGUUUUAACUAUGUUAUCGAGGAGAUCAACAAUAAUCCCGAGUCUGACUUGAACAAGCAUUUAUUGCCUCAUUUAGCAGACGCGGGCUCCUUGACGACUCGACUACUUUACGAGAUCUCAAUGAUGCGUCGUGAUUACAUAGCGCAAGUUCUCUCCAAAUCAGUCAAAGAGACAGUCAAAGAUACCACGCCGGGGGAAUAUCUGUAUGGUUCCGAUUUAGGCGAAAAAAUCAAGACGGCCAAGAUAAUGGAGAAAACUGGAAAUGAUCUACGAUCAGACAGUUAUUAUAAGAACAAGGCUGGACCUUCUGGCAUUAAGAGGGGAGGGGGCACAACUCUCAGCGGCAGUGUAACACCCCCAAAGGUUCUCGCACUCCAUAUAGAGACUAGCUACCACACGUCUUUAAACAGGCAACACCCACCUCGUCAGUCAAGGAGGGACACGGGGUCGAGGAAAGGGCAAGCUUCCAAGCAACGUCGCCUCCCAGUAAACAGAUACCGAUAA